Molecule: messenger RNA, 1903 nt
Organism: Callorhinchus milii (elephant shark)
Lineage: Eukaryota; Metazoa; Chordata; Chondrichthyes; Chimaeriformes; Callorhinchidae
Product: endophilin-A1
Exons: 9
Coding region: 260-1312 (350 amino acids)
Biological process (GO): synaptic vesicle uncoating
Cellular component (GO): presynapse; cytoplasm; glutamatergic synapse
Molecular function (GO): protein binding
Source: RefSeq, a predicted model, not a curated record
UCUUUAAGAGGAAUCUGACGUCAGGUUGGGUCCGGAUAUCCUGGCUUUGCAGAGAGUAAUUUAAUCCUGAGCUGAGAUGAAAAAGAUCUGAGAGGCAAAGAGAGAGAGAGAGAGAGAGAAGCAGGAACCAUCCUAACAGCAGCAAAGCAGCAGAGCAAGAGAGAGAGAGAGAGAGUGCAAGCUCAGAGCUGUCACCUCACCCAACACAUCAGCUGCACCACAGCUCUUCAUCAGAGACGCACAGAGGUAGAGAGGGACCAUGUCUGUAGCAGGACUGAAGAAACAAUUCCACAAAGCCACACAGCGUGUGAGUGAAAAGGUUGGUGGUGCGGAAGGGACCAAACUCGAUGAGGACUUCAAAGAAAUGGAGAAAAAAGUGGACGUGACCAGCCGAGCAGUGAUGGAAAUCAUGACCAAAACAACAGAGUAUCUGCAACCCAACCCAGCCUCUAGAGCAAAACUGACCAUGAUCAACACAAUGUCCAAGAUUCGAGGACAGGAGAAAGGGCCAGGCUAUCCUCAGGCUGAGGGGCUGCUGGGAGAGAGCAUGGUGAAAUUUGGAAGAGAACUUGGAGAAGAAUCAAACUUUGGUCAGGCAUUAAUAGAUGCUGGCGAUUCUAUGAAGCAGCUCGCAGAAGUGAAAGAUGCUCUAGAUAUGGAAGUGAAACAGAAUUUUAUUGAUCCUCUACAAAACCUUCACGACAAGGAUCUGAAGGAAAUCCAGCAUCACCUGAAGAAACUGGAGGGCAGGCGGUUAGACUUUGACUACAAAAAGAAGAGACAGGGAAAAAUCCCAGAGGAAGAGAUUCGACAAGCACUGGAGAAGUUUGAUGAAUCGAAGGAAAUCGCUGAAUCGAGCAUGUUUAACCUUCUGGAGAGUGAUAUUGAGCAAGUCAGCCAACUUACAGCAUUGGUACAAGCCCAGGUAGAGUAUCAUAAGCAAGCUGGACAGAUCUACCAGGAACUCUCUGUCCAGUUGGAUCAGAGAAUGAGGGAGGUAGCAAAUCAUCCUCGAAGAGAAUACAAACCAAAGCCUCGCUUGACUUAUGAGUUUGCAGAAGAUCCACAACAGAAUGGUGGAGUAACUAACAGUGGACAAAAGACACCUGCAGGUACACCAUUGGAUCAGCCGUCCUGCAGGGCUGUGUAUGACUUUGAUCCAGAGAAUGAAGGAGAACUGGGAUUCAAGGAGGGAGAUAUCAUCACACUCACCAAUCAGAUCGAUGACAACUGGUAUGAAGGGAUGCUUCAGGGCCAGUCAGGAUUCUUCCCCAUCAACUAUGUACAGGUUUUGGUCCCUUUACCUCACUAGAGCAGCCAUUGUGACCCAGUCUGUCAUUCUAUUUGUGCCACUUUUUCAAUGAAUGAAGGCGGUACAUUUUUGUGGGAAUUGUCUAAUACAGUGACACAGUUUAUCACAGAAUUUCAUCAGUGUAAAAUCUUCAGUUUACAUGUAUUAAAAUCCUUAAGUAACUGUUGCACUUGGUUACAUUGGUAGUAAAUGUAAGAAGAAAUGUUGCUGUUUCCUUUCUCUUUUUUGGAUAUAUUUUGCAUAUUCUGCCCUCAGUGAGGACAAAGACAUUGCCACCAUGCUAAGCAAUACAAAGUUGAGUUUGUGGGUGUAAUAUGUGAAAGCUUUCUCCUGCUAUUCAAUCUAUUAAGUCUAUGUGCAUAGUGCUGCAUCUAGCUUACCUUAUUUUUGUAAAAGUAGUAAAGUUGUACAGCUUUGUUCUUGAGAAUAUAUUUAUCUAAACUUUAAAAAAGAGAGAAUAUAUGUGCUAUAUGAAUUGUUUUCUCCUAUCAGCGCUGAAUCUGAAAAAUACAUUGAUUUAAGAAAAAAAUGGAUUGCUCAAUGUGGUGAAUUCCAGUGUAUUAAAGAUGUUGCUCAGUCAAGUAAACUGUC